AGUCAAGAUCACAGCAUGAUAUGCAUUGUCUGCACGGAUCCCUGCUCAUGAGCAUGACACGAUAGCCAGACUACACAUCAAGAUGUCGACCAACAAAGGCAAUGCGGCCAAAGAGACGCGACAGAGCUCAGACAAUUCUGACCGAACACUGGCUGAGACGAAGGAAGACAAAGAUCCCUUCCUUGUCUCGUUCGCAGACGACGACCCCGAGUCACCGCUCUCGUGGCCAGCAUGGAAGCGUUGGUCUAUCGUGCUUAUCAUCUCCAUGGGCGCGACUUGCGUCACUUGCGCAUCCAGCAUGGUUGCAUCUACCUACACGGCAGUCGAGCCAGAGUUUGGCAUCUCUGAAGAAGUCGCUACGCUCUCUUUGUCCUUGUUCGUCUGGGGCCUCGGUAUCUCGCCACUGUUCCUCGCCCCACUAUCGGAAACCUACGGCAGGCGUCCAAUCUACCUGAUCUCAUUCGCGCUAUUCCUGCUGUUCAACAUUCCAGUCGCUGCCGCCCACAACGCAGCAACAUGGCUCGUCGGACGUACAUUGACUGGCUUGUUCGCCGCGCCUUUUCUCAGCGUGGCAGGCGGUAGCGUCACAGACAUGUUCAGUGGACCCAAGACUGGCCGGCCGAUGGCGAUCUUCACUGCGUCACCCUUCAUAGGUCCGGCUGCGGGUCCCAUCUUGGCGGAUGCCAUCAACGCACAUCAGAAUUGGCGUGUGACAUGGUAUUUCAUGCUUGCUUGGGCUGGAUUGCAAUUUGCAGCGCUCGUCUUCUUUGUGCCAGAGACCUAUGCACCGGCAUUGCUCGUCAAGAAAGCAGCCCGAUUGCGCAAGCAGACUGGCGAUGAUAGAUACCAGGCCCCUUUAGAUCGACAAGAAGGCUCCAUCAUCAAAGAGGUCUUCAUCUCUUGCGCGCGUCCCUUCCAGCUGCUUGCCUACGAGCCCAUGUGCGCUCUACUCUGCAGCUGGACCGCUCUCCUCCUUGCGAUCUUGUAUGUCUUCUUUAGUGCCUACAACAUCGUAUACAUGGACGUCCACGGCUUCACCCUACAAGAGACCGGCUUCACUUUCUUCGGCCUCUUGCUCGGCGUCAUCCUCGGCACCGCGACUUCGCCCAUCUUCGAGACACUUUAUAGACGCUCCGCACAGCGGUUAGGUCAUCAGCCGCCCCCGGAGAUUCACUUGCGUAAGGGCAUGGUGGGCGGCCCACUGCUCACAAUUUCCCUCUUUAUCUUUGCAGUCACAACGCAUGCACACCCUGCAAUCAGCAUAGUCUUCAGCGUACCAUUUGGUGCCGGCGUUGUGCUCGUCUUCAGCUCGGUUUUCACGUAUCUCACCGACGCUUACAGGCCUUAUGCUGCGUCUGCUCUGGCGAGCAACUCUGCGACCAGAUCUGCCUUGGCAGGCGCGCUGCCGCUGGUUUCCAAUCAGAUGUACCAUCGUCUCGGCACCAUUGGCGCGACGUGUCUCCUGGCUGGUCUCACUGCCUUGGCAGUGCCACUGCCGUUCAUCUUUUCGCGCUAUGGCGCUCGGAUACGCAAGAACUCACGCUUUUCGUAAUGCGCACUCUCUGUAACGUGAGCAAAAUGUAUUGAUGUACAAAAGCAUGUGAUAGUCUAUACAGUCCAAUAUAUAGUGUUCAAGUACAGCCAUUAGCAAAGAUCAUCAGAUGCCGGGGUCUGGGCGAGCGUGGCGGGUCAGUGCCGCUGACAGCUCUUGCAGGGAUACCGGUUUUCUGCAUAGGCAAGCGCAUCAGUAGCUGCAUUGACGGUCGAGCGUAGAACCCACGUCAAGAAGUCGUCCAUGCCGACUGCCUUGCAUGCAGUCUCGGACUCUGUCGUCACGUUUGCUGUCAACGCGAGAAUGGGU
Molecule: messenger RNA, 1861 nt
Organism: Mixia osmundae IAM 14324
Lineage: Eukaryota; Fungi; Basidiomycota; Mixiomycetes; Mixiales; Mixiaceae
Exons: 5
Coding region: 83-1552 (489 amino acids)
Biological process (GO): transmembrane transport
Molecular function (GO): transmembrane transporter activity
Source: RefSeq, a predicted model, not a curated record